Aspergillus sclerotioniger CBS 115572 is the source of this 1169-nucleotide messenger RNA. RefSeq names its product triose-phosphate isomerase. The record is from RefSeq and is a predicted model, not a curated record. Gene Ontology annotation, molecular function: triose-phosphate isomerase activity. The coding region runs from base 191 to 1039 and encodes 282 amino acids. The transcript has 2 exons. Gene Ontology annotation, cellular component: cytosol. NCBI's taxonomy places the organism in Eukaryota, Fungi, Ascomycota, Eurotiomycetes, Eurotiales, Aspergillaceae. Gene Ontology annotation, biological process: gluconeogenesis; glyceraldehyde-3-phosphate biosynthetic process; glycerol catabolic process.
CCCACCGGCCGCCUCCUUCGAUCCACCACCUCGCAGACCAUCGAUACUAUUCUCAAGUGGGUGCUCACCAGCAUAAUUGAGUGCUUCCUGAUUGCUACGGAAAACAAUUUCGAAGACCUCAUUCCAAGUCCAUCCCGCCAGACCAAGCCACACACACACACACACACACACACACACACACACACACAACAUGGCAUCCCAGCAAGCCUACCCCGUUCUCCCGAAGAACCUGCUCAUCAUCUCUCUGAAGAUGUACUUUACACCUACUCGCACCCUCGACUACUGCCGUGCUCUUCUCGACCCCCAAAAUGACAUUGUCCGCCCGGAGAACCGCUCCAAGCUGCUACUGGCCCUCAUUCCUGACUACCUGACCAUAUACCCUUGCGCAGAGAUCAUCAAGGCCUGGGAGUCCACUCUUCCGAAGGAUGACAACCCCUCCUUACCGGCCCCAUUCCUGCUCGGGGCUCAGGACUGCUUCUGGGAGCCCUUGGGCGCUUACACCGGCGAAGUCUCACCCCUGGCGCUCCGCUCCAUGGGCGUCUCCAUUGUCGAACUAGGCCAUGCAGAACGCCGCGACAUCUUCGGCGAGACAGACGAGCAAACCGGCCGUAAAGCCGCCGCCGCAUGUGCCCAGGGCAUGGUUCCGUUGGUCUGCAUCGGGGAAAUCACCGCUCCAGGCCCCGUGGCCUCACAGGCUAUCGGCCAGGCCGUCAGCGAAUGCGGGAUCCAGAUCCAGGCCGUCCUCAAGGCUAUCCCCGCGGAUGCGCCGGUCAUUUUCGCCUACGAACCGGUGUGGGCAAUUGGGAAGCCCGCGCCCGCGGGCGUGGAUCACAUCUCGGCAGUGGUGGAGGGCAUCAAGGCGGUGAUUGGCACCCGCGCGGGGGAGGUCCGGAUCCUGUACGGGGGAAGUGCCGGACCCGGUCUGUGGGGCCCGGGCGGCCUGGGGAAGGCCAUCGAUGGCAUGUUCCUGGGCCGGUUCGCGCACGAGGUCGAAGGGGUCCGCAAGGUAGUCAGGGAGGUCGAGGAGACAUUGGCUUGAGCGGUUCGGAUUCAGGUGCUCGGACGAAAGUACACCACUACUGCUAGACGUGGGGAAUCUCAUCACGCGGGAUACAGAAAUUUAGACAUCCCCAUUUCUAUUGAUUAUACGGAGUAUGCUCUGGUGAUAU